Molecule: messenger RNA, 2351 nt
Organism: Colius striatus (speckled mousebird)
Lineage: Eukaryota; Metazoa; Chordata; Aves; Coliiformes; Coliidae
Gene: CENPT
Product: centromere protein T
Exons: 14
Coding region: 1-2118 (705 amino acids)
Biological process (GO): kinetochore assembly; mitotic cell cycle; chromosome segregation
Cellular component (GO): kinetochore
Molecular function (GO): protein heterodimerization activity; DNA binding
Source: RefSeq, a predicted model, not a curated record
AUGUCGCGCUGCUCGUUGAGCUUCCUCAGCAGCUCCUCCGACGUGGUGCCCGACGACAGCGAGUACGAGUGGUCCGGCGGGCCGCCCUCCAGCGGGCCCUCCUCCCCCGCCGGCAGCCUCCCGGGGCCGGGCCCAGCGGCCGCCUCGGGCCCGAGCUCCACCUGCACCGUCAGCGGCGGCGGCGGGGCGGGGGCGGCGGGCGGCCCGCUGCGCUUUGCGCUCGUUGACGCCGCGCAGGGGGAAGAUGGUGGGGACCCGCACCAGGCUCUGUCUGAUUCAGGAAAGAAGACUUCUGUGCAAAGCACGUUGGUGAAGCAGAGAGCGAUGACGUUCCCCGAGCUCGACAAUGACACGCCACGGAACAUGCUCAAGAGGAUCCUCCGCACCCAACCACAAGUUUCACCUCUGGUAAUUCAGAUACCUAAACAUGGAGAAACACGAAACAGUGGACCAGAACCACCAUCUAAGAGAGCUUCCAGUGGGGUGGAAAUACAACUGCCAGACCUCAUUCCUGAGGACACCUCUGUUGCCACUUUCCAUAUAACUAAGAAGAGAAAGAAAGUCAGCAUUUCUGAGUUUGAGAGGGCAGCAGACAGACGACUGCCCCAGAACCAAGCUCAGUCAGCGUUGGACAGCAGCACUGCUUUGGCUCGAUCUCUGCACGUGUCUCUUGGUUCCUUGAUGCCACCAGACACUGUUGAGAAGAGAGGCUUGCUGCGCAGGCCCAGGACCCGCAAGGCUGUUGAUGUGGAAGCUUUUGAACAGAACAUGCUGAAGAGAAAAGCUCAGAACUAUCUUGUGGACUCACAACUGGCAUCAAGGAGCCAAACAGCCAUGCUGGCAAGCGAUGCUGAGAUCAUGCUGAGUAACACAGAGCUCUUUGUUCAGCCUCAGCUUGAUCAACAGAGCCAAGAUAAGCUUACUGCUCCUGAACCACAGCUGCUGGAUGCCAAAGCUUCGGCACAGAGAAGCAAGAUUUCUGUUGCAGCUCAGGAGGAAGCGAGACUGGUGGGCCUGGUAUCCAGUGUGAGCACAAAUGAAGGAAGGAGCCAAGGAUAUUCUGAGGACUUAGACCUUAAUCAUGAGAACAGUGACAGAGGGACUCCCACAGCUCCAAAAACACCUGCAAACCAGCAAGACAACACACAAAACCAUUCCCAGCGGAGUCACUCAAUGCAACAGCUUGCUGUUUCAGAAGAGGUGGUGGUUGGCACUGCAGAGCAUCAUGCCAGUACUGAAUAUUCUGAACAUUUGGAGAAAGAACUGACCAAACCAGCAGAGUCCCAGAUAAAUCUGUCACAGGGUGGCACAGCCAAACCAGAACCAGCCCCCCAAAAGGAGGGAGGAAUAGCAGAAGGCAGUGUUGAACACCAAGACUCUCCCAAAGCUGACCAUGAGAUGGCUGAAGGUGCUGGAGCUGGAAGUUUGGGCAGACAUUCUCAUGCUCUUUCCCCCUCUGAAGAAUCUGGAUUGAAGCCAUUAGAGGAAGCUCUUGAAGAAGCAGAUGAACUAGAAGACCAGGCUGUCAUGGUGGAAUUUAAUGAUCCAGAGGAAGAGACUUCUGAGGAUGAAACUGAAGAGCCUGAGAGUGAAGAGGUUUCCAUGAAGACACCCACCUUUGUCCGGGCUGGAGCCCAAAAGCCACCACUGUCUGCACCACAUUCUGCUACACCUGCUGCCCUCAAGUUGUCAACUCCACAUUCUGCAAAACCUGCUGCUCCCAUGUCUCUCCAGCAGCCACUGAAGGUGAAGCCAGUUCCAAAGGGCUCGGGAGCAUCACGGAGGAAGAAGUGUGAGCCUGAAGUAGCAAGCAGUUUGGUAAAGACCAUAUUCAGCCAUUAUGUGAAAAUGCCAGUGGCCAGAGAUGCCUUCAGGAUUGUUCAGAAAUGCUCUGAGAGGUACUUCAAGCAGCUAAGCAACGAUCUGGAAGCUUACACCAACCAUGCAGGGAGGAAGACAGUGGAGAUGGCAGACCUGGAAGUCCUCAUGAGAAGACAAGGGCUGGUGACAGACAAGAUGCCAUUGCACGUGCUGAUAGAGCGUUACCUCCCCCUGGAGUACAGGAAGCUCCUGAUUCCAGUUGCUGUGAGUGGAAAUAAAGUGAUUCCCUGCAAAUAAUCAUGGCCCUGGGCUGGGACAGUGCCUGGGGGAGCAGGGGCUGGUCCUGGGUUCAGUUUCCCACACAGAGUGGGGCAGCACACGGUUGAUGCCAUGGUGGACUGAUUCCAGUUGUGCUCUGGCUCUAACACCAACUUGCACAUCAACCAAGGACUUUGCUUCUCCUGGAAUUUUAAUCUUCCCUUGGAAUACUUGUACAGCUGUGGUAAAUAAAAGAUGACCUGUAUUGUGUG